Molecule: messenger RNA, 1485 nt
Organism: Arvicanthis niloticus (Nile rat)
Lineage: Eukaryota; Metazoa; Chordata; Mammalia; Rodentia; Muridae
Product: PRAME family member 12-like
Biological process (GO): negative regulation of cell differentiation; positive regulation of cell population proliferation; negative regulation of DNA-templated transcription
Cellular component (GO): cytoplasm
Source: RefSeq, a predicted model, not a curated record
CCUUUGGAUAUUUCCAUAGCAUCUGCAUACCUAAAAGUCAUGAUGAGCUUCAGGGCCCCACCAACACUCCAGCAGCUGGCAAGAAGAAGCCUUCUUAAAGAUGAAGCCUUGGCUAUCUCUGCUCUGGAGGACCUGCCCUUGCAUUUCUUCCCACCACUCUUCAAGGAUGCAUUUACCAGCAAACAACCUAACAUCCUGAGGCAGAUGGUGGCAGCAUGGCCCUUCCCCUGCCUACCAUUAAAAGCCCUGAAGAAGACUCUCCACCUGGAGUCUUUCAAAGCUGUGCUAGAUGGCCUUGAUUUGCUGAUGGCACGAAAGGAUCGACCCAAGAGGUGCAAACUACAAGUGCUUGAUUUAAGCUAUGCCCACCUUGACUUCUGGAAGGGUUGGGCUGGAAGACAGCAUAUGGACUCUUCUCCAGAUGUCGUUGGCACCAACCAAGCUAUGGGAAAUCAUCCCAUUCUAGACAAGAAACAGCCCUUGACUGUAUUGAUGAAUCAUUUCUUCACAUACCACCAUCCCUCUAAUUAUCUAAAGUAUUUUUAUCAGUGGGCCAAGCAGAGGAAAGAUGUGAUACAGGUCAUCUGUAAGAAGUUAGAGUUUCAGGACUAUCCUACCUGUGACCCACGGGAUGUUUUGGAGGUUUUUGAUACAGACUCAAUUCAGGAAGUGGAAAUAAGGACACAGUGGGACAUUCACACCCUAGCACUGCUAGCCCCUGGCCUGGGCCAGAUGAAAAACCUCCAGAAACUCACUUUCAAGGAAAUCUAUGUACCUGUGCAUUUGUCUGGGGACCUAGAGAUGGAAGCCUGUUGUUUUACAGAGAUCUUUUCCCAGUUCUCCAAACUGAAUAAGCUCCAGCAUCUCUAUUUGAAUGAUGUCUACUUCUUGAAUGGUCGCCUAGACCAAGUGCUCAGGUUUUUGGAGAGUCAAUUAGAGACCCUUGCUAUCACUCACUGCUUGCUGUCACAAUCAGAUAUGAACUAUCUGUCCCAGUGUCCAAGAAUCCAGAAGCUCAAACACCUGGACCUGAGUGGUAUCACCUUCGUACAUUUAAAUGAUGCAUUUCCAGGAAGCCUGCUACAAAGACUGACAGCCACUUUGCAGACAUUAAAAUUGAAGGGCUGUAUGAUCACGGACUCGCAAAUGAGUGCCCUCCUGCCUGCACUGAGCCAGUGUUCCCGGCUCACUGAAGUCAAUUUUGGGAAGAAUGUCUUGUCCAUGGGCAGCCUGAAGAAGCUGCUGCAGCAUACAUCCAACCUCACAAAGCUGACCCUGGUGAAGUACCCUCCCCCAGAUGAGAUCUAUAAUAACAUGGGUCUUCUUCUUCCAGACAGAUUUAUACAACUUUAUUCUGAGCUUAUGGACACUGUCCCGAACAUAAGGCAGCCAAAACAGGUCUGCUUUGUAAUUAAUAUGUCUAGAUUGUUAGGCUCUUUAUCUAUAGUUUGGAGGCCAGGCAAUGUUCUUGUUGGGGAUAUAUAA